Messenger RNA from Mustela lutreola (European mink), 3230 nucleotides. It is a transcript of the gene TMPRSS6, whose product is annotated as transmembrane serine protease 6. Lineage: Eukaryota; Metazoa; Chordata; Mammalia; Carnivora; Mustelidae. The record is from RefSeq and is a predicted model, not a curated record. Gene Ontology annotation, molecular function: serine-type endopeptidase activity; protein binding. The transcript has 18 exons. Gene Ontology annotation, biological process: proteolysis. The coding region runs from base 220 to 2622 and encodes 800 amino acids.
UACCUGUGCUCAGUCACAGUGCGGACCUAAACCCGGCAGCAGGCCCAUGGAGCCUGGGGCCACAGGCCACAGGGGACAAGGGCCAGACACCCUGGCCAUGGCUCUGGGCCAUUGAUCCAGCCCAGGCUGGCUGGGUGGGGGUAGGGAGACCUUGGCCUGGACAAACAGAAGCUCUGGGGCCUGCGUGCUGACCCGGCACCCACCUGCCACUCCCAGAGGAUGCCUGUGGCCGAGGCCCCCCAGGCAGCAGGUGGACAGGGUGAUGGAGGUGACGGUGAGGAGGCAGAGCCAGAGGGGAUGUUCAAGGCCCCCAAGAACUCCAAGAGAAAAGUCCGGGACUACCUCCGCCUGACACCGCUGUGGCUGGCCCUUGUCCUGCUGGCUUCAGUGGGGGUCCUGCUCUGGUAUUUCCUAGGGUACAAGGCGGAGGUGACGGUCAGCCAGGUGUACUCCGGCAGCCUCCGCGUGCUCAAUCGCCACUUCUCCCAGGACCUCGCCCGCCGGGAGUCCAGUGCCUUCCGCAGUGAGACCGCCAAAGCCCAGAAGAUGCUCAAGGAGCUCAUCGCCAGCACCCGUCUGGGAACCUACUACAACUCCAGCUCAGUCUACUCCUUCGGGGAGGGACCUCUCACCUGCUUCUUCUGGUUCAUUCUUCAAAUCCCCAAGCACCGCCGGCCGAUGCUGAGCCCCGAGGUGGUGCGGGCACUGCUGGUGGAGGAGCUGCUGUCCACAGCCAACAGCUCGGCCCCUGCCCCCUACAGGGCCGAGUACGAGGUGGACCCGGAGGGCCUGGUGAUCCUGGAAGCCAGCGUGAAAGACAUAGUUGCUCUGAAUUCCACGCUGGGCUGCUACCGCUACAGCUAUGUGAACCAGGGCCAGGUCCUCCGGCUGAAAGGGCCCGACCACCUGGCCUCCAGCUGCCUGUGGCACCUGCAGGGUCCCAAGGACCUUAUGCUCAAGCUUCGGCUGGAGUGGACGCUGGCCGAGUGCCGGGACCGGCUGGCCAUGUACGACGUGGCUGGGCCCCUGGAGAGGAGGCUCAUCACCUCGGUCUACGGCUGCAGUCGCCAGGAGCCGGUGGUGGAGGUCCUGGCGUCCGGCGCUGUCAUGGCGGUGGUCUGGAAGAAGGGUUUACACAGCUACUAUGACCCCUUUGUGCUCUCCGUGCAGCCCGUGGCCUUCCAGGCUUGUGAGGUGAACCUGACCUUGGAGGGCCGUCUGGAGCCGCAGGGCGUCCUCAGCACGCCUUACUUCCCCAGCUACUACUCGCCCAGCACCCACUGCUCCUGGCACCUCACGGUGCCCUCUCUGGACUAUGGCUUGGCCCUCUGGUUUGACGCCUAUGCUCUGCGGAGGCAGAAGUAUGACCUGCCGUGCACCCAGGGACAGUGGACAAUCCAGAACCGGAGGCUGUGUGGCCUGCGCACCCUGCAGCCCUACGCCGAGAGGAUCCCUGUGGUGGCCACUGCCGGCAUCACGGUCAACUUCACGUCCCAGAUCCCCCUCACCGGGCCCGGCGUGCAGGUGCACUAUGGCUUGUACAACCAGUCCGACCCCUGUCCCGGCGCCUUCCUCUGCUCUGUGAACGGCCUGUGCGUGCCCGCGUGCGACGGGGUGAAGGACUGCCCCAACGGCCUGGACGAGAGAAACUGUGUCUGCAGAGCCACAUUCCAGUGCCAAGAAGACAGCACAUGCAUCUCCCUGUCCAGAGUGUGUGACCGGCAGCCCGACUGCCUCAAUGGGAGUGACGAGGAACAGUGCCAGGAAGGGGUGCCUUGUGGGACGUUCACCUUCCAGUGUGAGGACCGCAGCUGCGUGAAGAAACCCAACCCACAGUGCGACGGGCUGCCCGACUGCAGAGACGGCUCGGACGAGCGGCACUGUGACUGUGGCCUCCAGGGCCCCUCCAGCCGCAUCGUGGGCGGGGCCGUGUCUUCGGAGGGUGAGUGGCCCUGGCAGGCCAGCCUCCAGGUUCGGGGCCGACACAUCUGUGGGGGGGCGCUCAUCGCGGACCGCUGGGUCAUAACAGCCGCCCACUGCUUCCAGGAGGACAGCAUGGCCUCCCCGGCACUGUGGACGGUGUUCCUGGGCAAGGUGUGGCAGAGCUCGCGCUGGCCGGGGGAGGUGUCCUUCAAGGUGAGCCGGCUGCUCCUGCACCCCUACCACGAGGAGGACAGCCACGACUACGACGUGGCCUUGCUGCAGCUCGACCACCCGGUGGUGCGCUCGGCCACUGUGCGCCCCGUCUGCCUGCCCGCGCGCUCCCACUUCUUCGAGCCCGGCCUGCACUGCUGGAUCACAGGCUGGGGUGCCCUGCGCGAGGGCGGGCCCACCAGCAACGGUCUGCAGAAGGUCGAUGUGCAGCUGAUCCCGCAGGAUCUGUGCGGUGAGGCCUACCGCUACCAGGUGACACCCCGCAUGCUGUGUGCUGGCUACCGGAAGGGCAAGAAGGAUGCCUGCCAGGGCGACUCGGGAGGUCCACUGGUGUGCAAGGAGCCCAGUGGCCGCUGGUUCCUGGCUGGGCUGGUCAGCUGGGGCUUGGGCUGUGGCCGGCCCAACUACUUUGGUGUCUACACCCGCAUCACAGGGGUGAUAGGCUGGAUCCAGCAGGUGCUGACCUGAGGAGCUCCCCUCCCUGCAGAGCUGGGGCCCACCACCUGGACGCAGAGAGUCCAGGGCCCCCACCAGACAGGGGAGCGAGUAUUCUGGGGGCAGCAGGGCCCCGUGGAGGCAGGAGGUGGCAUCCGUCGUCCCCCCAACCUGCUCCCUGACAUUGCCCCAGCGAUGGAGAUCAGCUGGUGAAGACUCCCCCUGCGCCCCAGGGCCUGGACGGUCAGCAGGCCCAGCUAGGGGGUUUCACGCCCGCCCUGUUGCCUCCUGAUCCUCUUUUCUCCUUCCUCUUCCUCUGCUGCUGACUUGGGGGGUUGGAGUCGCCCAGCAGUGAUCAUGGGGCUUCCGGGUCCUCAGAGGGGUGUCUGAGCUCCCCUCCGCCAAUGCAGAGAGUAGAGUCAGCCUGUGAACUUGAGGGGUGGGGAUGGGAGGCACCCCCGAGGGACCCCCAGAGCCCUGGAGACAGCCAAGUGAGCCAGCUGCCACCGUAAGCCAAAGGGUGGGGGGAGUCCCAGGUCUAGGGUCCUCACCCCACCCCUACCUGUCCCCUAGGCCUCCACUGCCCACUCCCACCUGGAAGUGAGUUCCACUGCCCUGUGGAAUAAAGCCGUCUGAUCUGA